Saxophila tyrrhenica is the source of this 1833-nucleotide messenger RNA. It is a transcript of the gene DUR4, whose product is annotated as urea permease. NCBI's taxonomy places the organism in Eukaryota, Fungi, Ascomycota, Dothideomycetes, Mycosphaerellales, Extremaceae. Gene Ontology annotation, molecular function: urea transmembrane transporter activity. Gene Ontology annotation, cellular component: plasma membrane. The transcript is spliced from 2 exons. Gene Ontology annotation, biological process: urea transmembrane transport. The coding region runs from base 1 to 1833 and encodes 610 amino acids. The record is from RefSeq and is a predicted model, not a curated record.
AUGGGUACCUUCCAGAUCCUGCUGUUCGCUCUCAUCGCCAUCAAGAUCAAAGCGAAUGCCCCCGGUGCACACACCUUUCCCGAGAUCGUCUUCGCAAGGCACGGCAAGAUCGCCCAUAUAACGUACCUCUUCAACGGCCUUGCAACCAACAUGCUCGUCGGCGCCUGCUUAGUACUCGGCGGCAGCCAGGUCGUUGAGGCGUUGACUGGUAUGAACGUGUACGGCGCUUGCUUUCUGAUACCGCUGGUCGUGGCGGCAUACGUUAUCGCUGGAGGCCUGCGGUCGACAUUCAUCGCCGACUACCUUCAUACCGUGGUCUUGUUUAUUGCGAUCAUGGUGUUCGGCUUCCUGAUGUACGCCACCAGCGACCUUGUUGGGUCGAUCAGCAGGUUCUACGACAUGCUGCAGGAUGCUUCGAAGGCCAUGCCGAUUGGCAGUAAUACUGACGGUUCGUAUCUGGCUUUCCGCUCGGUGGAUGGCCUGGUCUUUGGCAUCGAUCUCUUCGCAGCCGGGUUCAGUACGGUGUGGCUUGAUCAAGCAUACUGGCAACGCGCAAUUGCUUCGAAGCCGGAGACAAGUGUGAGAGCGUACAUCUUGGGUGGUGUAGCUUGGUACGGCAUCCCAUUUGGAUUUGCAACCGCUAUGGGUCUCGGCUGCGCUGCACUGACCAGUAACCCACGAUUCCCAACGUACCCCAACCCUCUUUCAACACAAGAGAAUGGCGCCGGUCUUUCCUCGCCUGCCACAGCCAUCACGCUGCUCGGUCAAGGUGGAGCUGUGCUGAUGCUCGUCUUGCUCUUCAUGGCUGUCACAUCCAGUACUAGCGCCGAGCUGAUCGCGGUGUCCUCAUUGCUUACAUUCGACGUGUACAAGACCUACAUCAAGCCAGACUCUACUUCGGCCGGACUGGUGCAGAUCUCCCACUACGGCAUCAUUUUGUAUGCUCUGGUCCUCGCCGGGUUCUGUUGCAUUUUAAAUGCUGUUGGAUUGGACCUAACAUGGCUUCUCACCAUCCUCGCGAUCAUGGUCGGUGGGGCUUCGAUUCCGGUUGGCCUCAUUCUGCUGUGGAAGCGCAUGUCGACGGUGGCAGCUGUGGGCGCGCCAUGGAUUGGUUUGGUCUGUGGCUUGAUUGCCUGGUUCGUCACCACGUGGAAGCGCUCUGGUGCCAUUACCGUCGCGACAUCCGGAGAUACGACCAACGCUGUUGCUGGAAACAUUACAUCGUGGGGCGUCGGCUUCCUCAUGUCCAUCGUCCUCACUCUGGCCUUUCCGGCGAAGUACUCGAGCACCGACCCGAAGCAUAUCGAGCGCAGCAACAAGAUCCAGGGCAUCUCCACCCAUCAGGCGGCUGAGGUGAGUCCGGUUGGUGACCUUAGCGAGAAGUCGGUCUCCCCAGCGGACGACGAGAAGAAAGCAGGACCUGCUGCGGAGAACCAGCCACCAUCGGCCCCUGCACCAGAGACACACGUGCCAACUGGCAAUGAGAUCGUGGACUUCCUCGAAGCAAAGCAGAUGGAGCCGAUGGACCCUGUGGCUGUAAAGAAGAGCGAGCGACUAGCCGUCGGAGCGAACAUUGUCUUCGGUGCGGUUGCGAUCAUCCUGGUUCCAUUCACACUGUUCGGGACAGGCUACAUUUACAGCCGCUCCUUCUUCACAGGGUGGGUGGUGAUGAGUUUCAUCUGGGUGUGGACCAGCAUGUGCAUUUGUGUCAUUUAUCCGGUGGUGGAGAGUACUGGCGCGCUGAGGAUGGUAAGCCGUGGUCUUUGGAAAGAUACCAUGGCCUUGUUUGGUGGGAAGAAGAAUAGGGCCGGGCAGGCGAGUAAUGAGGCUUGA